CUUCGCCAUCGUCCUUCUGAUCUUCUGCGGGACACGUGGAGAAGAGGCAUGUGACAGCCCGCUGAUAUCCAAUCUGAUGCCGUCGUCCUUCACAAGCUCCUCCCAGUUGUCCAGCAGCCAUGGCCCAGAGUUUGCCAAGGUCAACAAGAGAGAAGGCGCUGGUGGCUGGUCACCUUUGACCUCUGACCGGUACCAGUGGUUGGAGGUUGACCUGGGAAGGCGGACCCAAAUCACAGCUGUUGCUACGCAGGGCCGCUACGGGAGCUCUGAUUGGCUGACGUCCUACCUGCUCAUGUUCAGCGACACUGGCCACAACUGGAGGCAGUACAGACAGGAGGACAGCGUAGGGGCCUUCCCCGGGAACAGUAACGCAGACAGCAUGGUCCAGCACAAGCUGCAGCACACGGUGGUGGCUCACUACGUCCGCCUGGGGCCGGCCGACUGGAACCCCAGCGGGCGGAUCGGACUCAGGCUGGAGAUGUACGGAUGUCCUUACAUCUCCAGCGUGGCGGGCUUCGACGGGCGGAGCAGCUUGCUGUACGCGCUGAGUCCCGCGCUGAGCCCGGCCCCCCGGCUGACGGUCUCCCUGCAGUUCAAGACCCUGAGGAACUCUGGGACGCUGCUGCACGCACGGGCCCCCGGGGGCCACGGCUUCAGCCUGGCGCUGCAGAGGGGCCGAGUGCUGCUCGGUCUCCACGCUCCAGGUACAGAUGAGGCCUCAGUCAGCCAGCAGCAGGUGGCCCUUGGCAGCCUGCUGGACGACCAGCACUGGCACCAGGUCAAGGUGGAGCUCUUCAAAGCUCACUUCAACAUCACCUUGGACAGCAACGUGCGGCAGACCCACGUCCCCACCGAGCCCGCUCUCUGGGACGUCCGACAGAUCAGUGUGGGAGUGGCUCCGAGCCGUCCGCAGAGAGCAGCGGUGUCGGAGAACUUCCACGGCUGCGUGGAGAACCUGCUCUACAACGACCUCAACCUGAUAGACCUGGCUAUCCAGCAGGACCCCCAGGUAGCCACCACGGGGGACGUGACCUUCUCCUGCACCGAGCCCCUCUCCAUCGCCGCCACCUUCGUCGGGCCCCAGAGCUUCCUCCGGUUACCGGGGGCGACGGAGGCGCGGUCGCCGGGGCUGAUUUCCGUGGGGCUCCAGUUCCGGACGUGGAACGCCGCCGGGUUGCUGCUGACGUUCCGGCGCCCCCCCGGGGAGGGGGCGGGGCCAGAGGCCGGGGGGGACGUGUGGCUGCACCUGAGGAAGGCCGUGCUCCACCUGGGGGGUCGCCACGCCGACGGGACCCCGCUGGAGCUCAGCGCAGGCGUGGGUCUGAGUGACGGGCAGUGGCACUCUGUGGAGCUGAGCUUCAGAGCAGACGGCGUGAGGCUCUCGGUGGACGGAGCAGAGGGUUCCAGGGCUCACGCCAGCGGCCCGGUCCAGCUCCCCACAGAGAGAGACCUCUUCUUUGGGGGCUGUCCGGCAGAGGGGGGCGGUCAAGACUGUCACAACCCCUUCACCGUCUUCCAGGGGUGCAUGCGCCUCCUGACUCUGGACAACCGACCUGUGGAUCUGAUCAAGGUGCAGCAAAGGCUGCUGGGUAACUACAGCCACCUGCAGAUCGACAUGUGUGGCAUCACGGACAGGUGUUCCCCCAGUCACUGUGAGCAUGGCGGCAGGUGCACCCAGUCCUGGAGCUCGUUCCACUGUAACUGUUCCUCCACCGGAUACAGCGGAGCCACCUGCCACAGCUCCAUAUAUGGGCAGUCAUGUGAAGCAUACCGACACCAGGGCAACCGAUCUGGACAUUAUCACGUAGACAUCGACGGCAGUGGACCCAUUAAACCCCAGCUCAUCUACUGCAACAUGACAGAGGACCAGACGUGGAUGGUUCUGAAGCACAACAACACGGAGCUCACCCCCCUCCGGCCGGCCCCAUCGGGGGGGCCGCAUCACGCCUCCUUCGACUACGCCUCCGAAGAGGAGCAGCUGACCGCCAUCAUCGGCCAAUCAGAGCACUGUGAGCAGGAACUGUCCUACUACUGCAGGAAGUCCCGCCUCCUCAACACACCGGAGGGCCCGGCCUCCAGCUGGUGGGUCGGGGGUCCGUCUCCAGGGGCGACCCAGACCCACUGGGGGGGCGCGGUGCCGGGCAGCCAGCAGUGCGCCUGCGGCCUGCAGGAGAACUGCCUCCACCCCCGGCACCUCUGCAACUGUGACGCUGACCAGCCACAAUGGGCAAACGACUCGGGGCUGCUGACCAAUAAGGAGACACUUCCCCUCCGAUCUCUGGUGCUGGGGGACAUCCAGAGGCCUGGCUCUGAGGCCGCCUAUAGGGUCGGGCCCCUACGUUGUCACGGCGACAAGAGCUACUGGAACGCAGCGUCCUUCGACACGGAGACUUCCUACCUCCACUUCCCCGCCUUCCACGCCGAGCUGAGCGCCGAAAUCUCCUUCCUGUUCAAGACCACCGCUUCCUCCGGAGUCUUCCUGGAGAACCUGGGGAUCAAGGACUUCAUCCGCAUUGAGCUCAGCUCCUCCACCCAGGUGGUCUUCUCCUUCGACGUGGGGAACGGCCCUCUGAGGGUGCGGGUGGACGCGGGGGUCCCGCUCAACGACGACCGCUGGCACGCGGUGCGGGCCGAGCGCAACGUGAGGGAGGCCGCGCUGCGUGUGGACGCGCUGCCCGCCGCCGCGCUGCAGGCCCCCGCAGACGGACACAUCAGCCUGCAGCUCAACAGCCAGCUCUUCAUAGGCGGCACGGCGUCCCGGCAGAAGGGCUUCCGGGGCUGCCUGCGCUCGCUGCAGCUGAACGGGGUCACCCUGGACCUGGAGGCGAGGGCCGCCAUCACCCCGGGGGUCCGGCCCGGCUGCCCCGGACACUGCAGCACCUACGGCGCGCUGUGCGUCAACGGGGGCCUCUGCCAGGAGAGGCCCAAGGGCUUCGCCUGUGACUGCGGCCCCUCGGCCUUCACUGGAACCUUCUGUCACCAAGAGCUGUCGGCCAGCUUCACGUCGGCCACCGCGGUGCGCUACGCCCUCCGAGAGCCCCGGCGCCCGGGUAGGAACCAGAGCGCCCUGCCCGCCCCCCCGCUCCCCGCCCGGCCCCUGAGGGGGGAGGAGGUGUCCCUGAGCUUCAGGACCAGCCAGAGCCCCGCUCUGCUCCUCUACGCCUCCUCGUCCCACCACCGGGAGUACCUGGCGCUGGUCCUCAGCGGAGAUGACAAGGUGGAGGUGCGGUACAGGCUGCACAGCGGCAGAGAGGUGGAGGCGGUGAGGAGUGACGUGGCUCACCUGGCUAAUGGCCAGCUCCACACAGCUUCUGUCAGGAGGCGGGCCGACAUCGUCUCCAUCCAGGUGGACCAACAUGCUAGAGAAGACUUCAACCUGUCCUCUGAUGUGGAAUUCAACGACUUUGAGUCUCUGACUUUAGGGAGAGUGCUAGGGUCUUCUGAGAUGGACCCCGAGAUGGCUCUGCUGGCCUCCAGGGGGUUCACGGGCUGUCUGUCGGGGGUCCUCUUCAACUCCAUCAGCCCGCUGAAGGCCGCCCUGCUGCACCCGGACACGGGCCCCGUCAGCGUCAGCGGGCCCCUGGCCCGGUCCCGCUGCGGGGCCCCCCCUCCAGCCAGGCCCUACACCUCCCAGACCACCCACUCCCUCCCAGACCUGUCGGGCUCCGUGGGCCCCGGCCAGCCGCUAGUCAACGCCAUCCGGAGCGAGUCGGCCCUGAUUGGAGGCCUGAUCGCCGUGGGGGUCUUCGUGGGUCUGUGUGCGCUGGCCGUCGCCGUGCGACUGCUGCACCGGAGACGAGACGCCUGCCGCGGGCCCGAGACAAAGGGGGCCCCCUCAGGGGAGGAGGCCCCCCGGGAGUUCCCCUUUAGCGGCCAGGCUGACUCGGAGAACGACUCCUUUGAGAGCCCCAAGGAGUUCUUUAUUUAGUGGCCCCCACUGACCCCUCCACUGGGUGCUGGAGAAGAGGGGCGGCUGCCAUGCGGGGGCCCCCAGAUAUCCACAGAGAACAAAACAGCAAAAUAAACGUCUCGUCCCCUGGGAUCAGGGAAACGGCGAGCUAAGAACACAAACAAAGAAGACCGUCCUUCUUGUUAGUUGUGUUGUGUAUAUAGUGUAUAUUAAUGUAAUGAUCACUGUAAAUGUGACCAACCAAUGUGCUGGACUGUGGUAUUGAAAAUGGUAUUUGUCAUUAUGGAG
Molecule: messenger RNA, 4198 nt
Organism: Gadus chalcogrammus (walleye pollock)
Lineage: Eukaryota; Metazoa; Chordata; Actinopteri; Gadiformes; Gadidae
Product: contactin-associated protein-like 4
Exons: 24
Coding region: 77-3928 (1283 amino acids)
Biological process (GO): translation
Cellular component (GO): ribosome
Molecular function (GO): structural constituent of ribosome; RNA binding
Source: RefSeq, a predicted model, not a curated record